Messenger RNA from Penicillium digitatum Pd1, 897 nucleotides. Its product is annotated as Zn(2)-C6 fungal-type DNA-binding domain. The record is from RefSeq and is a predicted model, not a curated record. NCBI's taxonomy places the organism in Eukaryota, Fungi, Ascomycota, Eurotiomycetes, Eurotiales, Aspergillaceae.
AUGCAUACGAUCCACAACUAUCGACACUCUCGAAGGUCCGCUUGUGAUCGUUGUCGUGGGCAAAAGUUGAGAUGCGAGCGCGAUCUUAUGAAUGGCAUGUCUUGCGAGCGAUGCCUCAAGGCCCAAGAAAUGUGCAUCACAAGCAUGAACCGCCCUGCACCGGUUACUUUACCCUCAAACCAUGGUCAGAACCUACUUGCACGAGAUGACCGUGAGCGCCAAAGAUUCGAUCAAAGGCAUGAAUCAAUGUCUGUGCUUCAUAAAUCGUCCGGCUCCAGAGUGGAGAAGUUGUUGCAUUCCCCUUCUCCGAUCCCAGAGAGACGCAACAUGGAAGAGCACCAUUACUGGGGAGAAGCAGCGGCAAUGCCUAAUUUUCCUGGAGGCAGCUUUCCUGCAUCCUCAGCAGACAUUAGGUUUAAUAUUCCCCUAGGGAUUGGAAACUUCAUGGCUCCAGUUGAGCAUUGGGGUCAUCCUCAUUUAAGUUUGUCAACCGAUGCCUAUAACCUACCUUGUGAUUGGAUGCCAUCGAACCAACAAUAUCCUUGCGAGGCAAAAUCUUGUUUUUCCUCUGUUUUUACCAGUAUUGCUCCGACAAGCACUAGGCAAGCCACUGAAAUUGCAAUUCCCGAGCCUGUUCAAACUAAGCGUCUCAACUAUGACGAGAACGAAUCGCUAUUUGCAAUCAAGGACCUUCCAGAUCCAGUAUGGGAGGAUCACCGAGACCUUGCAACUAUAACCAAGCCUCUUCCAAUAACAACAUGGCAAGAAGGUCUACCCUCUACUUCCAAGCUAGAGAUUCGUAAGAGUCUCUUGAGAUUGAAGGGGGGGGAUUUUAGAGGAUUUAGAGCUUUUAGAGACCAGAUCGAUGCUUAUACAAUCUUCACCACUUUUCUGUGA